Molecule: messenger RNA, 210 nt
Organism: Plenodomus lingam JN3
Lineage: Eukaryota; Fungi; Ascomycota; Dothideomycetes; Pleosporales; Leptosphaeriaceae
Source: RefSeq, a predicted model, not a curated record
AUGAGCCCAAGGAUCACUUGUCCCAAGACCAGCUUUCCAGCGGAAUUGGAAGGCAUACCCGACGAUGUCAGGGAAGCUAGAAUCUGUGUUGCCACGCAAGAAUGUCAGGAUUCCGGACCGGCUGCUGUACCGAUUGGGACCGCCAGCAAACAGUCAAUCGUAGCGCUGCUACAUCCUGCACUCCAGCACCUAGCACCGCGCCCCAUCUGA